CCUAGUCGCGGGGAGUCUGAGAAAGCGCGCCUGUUCCGCGACCAUCACGCACCCUCCCUCCGCCUGCGGCCAUGUACUGCUACCUGGGCAAAGCGCUGCUGCCGUCCCGGGCCGGGCCCGCUGCCCUGGGCUCGGCGGGGUCCGCGUUGCUGGGCCGGGCCCGCGGACAGCCCGCUGCCGCCCCGCAGCCGGGGCUCGCAUUGGCCGCCCGGCUCCACUACAGCGAGGUGGUGGCCGACCGCGAGGACGACCCCAACUUCUUCAAGAUGGUAGAGGGCUUCUUCGAUCGCGGCGCCAGCAUCGUGGAGGACAAGUUGGUGAAGGACCUGAGGACCCGGGAGAGCGAGGAGCAGAAGCGGAACCGGGUGCGCGGCAUCCUGCGGAUCAUCAAGCCCUGCAACCAUGUGCUGAGUCUCUCCUUCCCCAUCCGGCGCGACGACGGCUCCUGGGAGGUCAUCGAAGGCUACCGGACCCAGCACAGCCAGCACCGCACGCCCUGCAAGGGAGGUAUCCGUUACAGCGCUGAUGUGAGUGUAGAUGAAGUAAAAGCUUUGGCUUCUCUGAUGACAUACAAGUGUGCAGUGGUUGAUGUGCCAUUUGGGGGUGCUAAAGCUGGUGUUAAGAUCAAUCCCAAGAACUAUACCGAAAAUGAAUUGGAAAAGAUCACAAGGAGGUUCACCAUGGAGCUAGCAAAGAAGGGCUUUAUUGGUCCUGGCAUUGAUGUGCCUGCCCCAGACAUGAACACAGGUGAGCGGGAGAUGUCGUGGAUCGCUGAUACCUAUGCCAGCACCAUAGGGCACUAUGAUAUUAAUGCACACGCCUGUGUUACUGGUAAACCCAUCAGCCAAGGGGGAAUCCAUGGACGCAUCUCUGCUACUGGCCGUGGUGUCUUCCAUGGGAUUGAAAACUUCAUCAAUGAAGCUUCUUACAUGAGCAUUUUAGGAAUGACACCAGGGUUUGGAGAUAAAACGUUUGUUGUUCAGGGAUUUGGUAAUGUGGGCCUACACUCUAUGAGAUAUUUACAUCGUUUUGGUGCUAAAUGUAUUGCUGUUGGUGAGUCUGAUGGGAAUAUAUGGAAUCCAGAUGGUAUUGACCCAAAGGAACUGGAAGACUUCAAAUUGCAACAUGGGUCCAUUCUGGGCUUCCCCAAGGCAAAGCCCUAUGAAGGAAGCAUCUUGGAGGCUGACUGUGAUAUACUGAUCCCAGCUGCCAGUGAGAAGCAGUUGACCAAAUCCAACGCACCCAGAGUCAAAGCCAAGAUCAUUGCUGAAGGUGCCAAUGGGCCAACAACUCCAGAAGCUGACAAGAUCUUCCUGGAGAGAAACAUUAUGGUUAUUCCAGAUCUCUACGUGAAUGCUGGAGGAGUGACAGUAUCUUACUUUGAGUGGCUGAAGAAUCUAAAUCAUGUCAGCUAUGGCCGUUUGACCUUUAAAUAUGAAAGGGAUUCUAACUACCACUUGCUCAUGUCUGUUCAAGAGAGUUUAGAAAGAAAAUUUGGAAAGCGUGGUGGAACUAUUCCCAUUGUACCCACGGCAGAGUUCCAAGACAGUAUAUCGGGUGCAUCUGAGAAAGACAUCGUGCACUCUGCCUUGGCAUACACAAUGGAGCGUUCUGCCAGGCAAAUUAUGCGCACAGCCAUGAAGUAUAACCUGGGAUUGGACCUGAGAACAGCUGCCUAUGUCAAUGCCAUUGAGAAAGUCUUCAAAGUGUACAGUGAAGCUGGUGUGACCUUCACAUAGAUGGAUCAUGGCUGACUUCCUCACUAUCCUCUUCAUGUGUAACUUCUGCAGACCUAUCACAAGUUUAUAUAUAACCACAGAAAUCCCUUUCUCUCCUGACUCAUUAAUAAUGGAUACCAUUCUCAACAAGUCAAUCCAAAUCAGCCCGUUAAGGAGAAAGAAAUUAAUAUACAAGCUGAGUGUGAAAGUAGAAAUCACCUACACCAGAGAGCCAUUUUGGUAUUUUGCCUUUAAAUAAAAAGCCUCCUCCAUCUGGCUGUGCAGCCUUGCUCUGUGGCUUUUCCCAACACUAUCAGUGCUAGUGCUGGGGAAGGGACAGUCAAGAGCAGUCGGUUGCUUACUUGUUUUACUCUGGAUGAGUCUGGGACAUGCUGUAACUUUAACACAUUUAAGAAGAAGGUGUGUGGCCUUUUCAGAAGGUGGCAUGGUCCUCAAGUGAGUUCUUAGUAUUUUAUAUCAGCAAAAUAACUCAGUUUUGCAGGUUGCACACAAAUAUAAAAGCUGUUUCUGUUUAUGAAUUUUAUUCUUUUAGAAUAGAAUAAGUACAUGCUGCUGUAAUCAAAUUGCCUUUAAUCACUUAA
Messenger RNA from Nomascus leucogenys (northern white-cheeked gibbon), 2320 nucleotides. RefSeq names its product glutamate dehydrogenase 2 (gene GLUD2). Gene Ontology annotation, molecular function: L-glutamate dehydrogenase (NAD+) activity. NCBI's taxonomy places the organism in Eukaryota, Metazoa, Chordata, Mammalia, Primates, Hylobatidae. Gene Ontology annotation, biological process: L-glutamate catabolic process. Gene Ontology annotation, cellular component: mitochondrion. The record is from RefSeq and is a predicted model, not a curated record.